Molecule: messenger RNA, 933 nt
Organism: Candoia aspera
Lineage: Eukaryota; Metazoa; Chordata; Lepidosauria; Squamata; Candoiidae
Product: olfactory receptor 14L1-like
Exons: 1
Coding region: 1-933 (310 amino acids)
Biological process (GO): G protein-coupled receptor signaling pathway
Cellular component (GO): membrane
Molecular function (GO): odorant binding; olfactory receptor activity; G protein-coupled receptor activity
Source: RefSeq, a predicted model, not a curated record
AUGCAUAAUGAAACAUCUGACUUUCUUCUCUUGGAAUUCUCAAAGACUUGGGAGCUACAGAUUAUGCAUGCAGCUUUAUUACUGAUAAUGUAUUUAAUGACAGUAACAGGGAACCUGCUCAUCAUCUCUGCUAUUAUUUUUGACCACCAUCUUCACACCCCCAUGUACUUCCUCCUGAUGACCUUAGCAAUGCAAGACAUUGGUUCUGUUUCCAUCAUUCUCCCCAAAGCUGUUUUUAAUUCUCUUAUGAAUAUAAGGAUUAUUUCUCAUUCUGGAUGUGUUGCCCAAGUCCUCUUCUUCCUCUUUUUCACAGUAUGUGAUGUUUCCCUCCUUACAGUCAUGGCUUAUGAUCGGUAUAUUGCCAUUUGUAAUCCAUUACGAUAUGAAAUGAUAAUGAACAGGAAGGCCUGCACCAAAAUGGUUGGCAGUGCAUGGACUGCCAGCUUUCUCAAUGCUAUAUUACACACUACUGCAACAUUCACUAUUCCUUUCUGCUCUAAUAUUAUCAAUCAGUUCUACUGUGAAGUCCCAUAUUUACUCAAGAUUGCCUGCCCUGGUUUAUAUGGAGUUGAAAUCGGAAUGGUAAUGUUCAGUUCUACAUUAGCAUUUGGUUGUUUUGUCUUUGUUAUUGUUACUUAUGUGCAGAUAUGCUCUGCUGUAUUGAGAAUUCCUUCUGUUCAAGGAAGGAAGAAAUCCUUUUCUACUUGUCUACCACACCUUGUUGUCUUCUCCCUAUUUUUGUUUACUGCUUGCUUUGCUUACCUAAGGCCCAUAUCUGACAGCCCAUCCCCUCCUGACUUCAUAAUUACAAUUAUGUAUUCCAUUAUUCCAUCCAUGUUGAAUCCAUUAAUCUAUAGCAUGAGAAACAAGAAAAUCAAAGCUGCUUUUUCAAGAUUUGUUGGUCUGAGAUUAUGUCAUUUUAAAGAAGUAUGA